Molecule: messenger RNA, 2109 nt
Organism: Alosa sapidissima (American shad)
Lineage: Eukaryota; Metazoa; Chordata; Actinopteri; Clupeiformes; Clupeidae
Product: apoptosis regulator BAX-like
Exons: 6
Coding region: 219-863 (214 amino acids)
Biological process (GO): extrinsic apoptotic signaling pathway in absence of ligand; mitochondrial fusion; release of cytochrome c from mitochondria
Cellular component (GO): mitochondrial outer membrane
Molecular function (GO): protein heterodimerization activity; protein homodimerization activity; channel activity
Source: RefSeq, a predicted model, not a curated record
GGAACGCGUUUUUAGCUGUUGUGUUGUCUGGUGCGGUUUUGCUGUGAAUUACGACAACAGAGAGCGCUUAUAUUUUUUUGCGAGUUUAAACGUGUUAUUUAACAAAUUAUUUACCAAACCUUAUAUCAUUCGUGGUUAAGGUUGUAUCUGAAUUACUGAUCAACAUAACCAAAACACGGGACACUUGUUCCCAACAUAAACUUCCUUUCCUCUGUCAGAUGACGACAGGCGGAAACCCAGAACAAUAUUUUCAUCGGAACAUGGCUGAGCUGCCCGGAGAAGGCGAUGCGGCAGGUAAACCCACUGGGUCAGCAGGUAAAGCCACUGAUAACGUCCUGGAGGUGGGAACUGACUUGUUGAAAGAAUUCAUAUAUGAGCGGGUGCGUCGUCAUGGUGACCCAGAGGCAUCGGUGACGCGGAGCGAGCUGGGGGGGAGGGAACUGUGUGACCCCAACCACAAGCGACUGGCACAGUGCCUACAGCAGAUCGGAGACGAGCUAGACAGCAACACACAGCUGCAGAGCAUGAUCAAUGACUCAGCGCUGAAGCCCACCAAGGACGUGUUUGUGAAGGUGGCUUGUGAGAUCUUCUCAGAUGGGAAGUUCAACUGGGGCAGGGUGGUGGCGCUCUUCUAUUUUGCCUGCAGACUAGUCAUCAAGGCUUUAUUGACCAGGGUGCCUGACAUCAUUCGCACCAUCAUAACCUGGACUAUAGACUACCUUCAAGAUCACGUGAUCAACUGGAUCCGUGAGCAAGGUGGAUGGGAUGGCAUUCGCUCCCACUUUGGCACGCCCACGUGGCAGACUGUCGGUGUGUUCCUGGCAGGAGUUCUCACCACUGUGCUGGUCAUCCGCAAACUAUGAAGGGGAGGAGAAAGGAGAGUGAGCGCGUGAGAGAGAAGAGGGGAGAGAGAGAGAGAUAAACUGAAAGACGGGAAAGAAAGAGUGGAGGAACAGAGAGUUGAAAGAGAAAAAAAUGGCCUGGAGAAAACUCAGUGGACAUGCUGGGGAUGCUUAGUGGGAAGACAGCGAUCUAAGAUGGCUGAUGUGAGCGAGGGGGAUGUAGAAGUCGUGGGUGAGCAAAGGAGCUACAGAAUACAAUGUCAUUUACUUACUCCUGCCUCACGCCUGUAUGCUGUACACACACACUCACAUAACAGAGCCAACGCUGAAGAAAGAGAGAGAGCAGAAGAUGGGAAGAGUGAGAUGAGCGAGAGAUGAACGAGAGAGAGAGAGAGAGAGAGGAGGGAGGGAGGGAGGGAGGGAGGAAGGGAGGGAGGGUAGGCAGGCAGGGUCAGUAGCGACAAAUGAAAUGGCUUAUUUAUUUAUUUCCAAUCAAAGCAAACAAAUGGUCACUGCAUUCAAACUUGACAAUCUUGGAACAAAGUGAUCUGUCAAAUCUCUCAACCCACUCAAUGUGAAGAGCAGUGUAAUCACCAUGGAUCUCUACCACUCUAUACGUUUCCCACCUUUUGCACUCUCCUCAGCUAUCUCCCCUCUUCUCCCCUCCGCCGUCUCCUGUCAUGCUCAGCAGACACCGUUAGGUCUCUCUGAUCUCUCUCUGAGCUCAGAGGUCUUGUUAGAGUGCACUUUAUAGGGCUGUGUUUUGACGUGUAGAGGCACAGGUGAAGCACUGAGUGUUUACAUGUGUGUGUGUGUGUGUGCACGCUUGUGUAUGUGUGUGGGAGCUCACACACGUACGCAGACGUACACACAACUGAUUGUGAGGAGCAGACAGACCUGUGGCGAAUUACCUCUUGACAGUAUAGUGUUGGGUGUACUGUAUUUUUUAAAUCCUGCCUAUUUAUACUCGUCCCACAGCACCUACUCACCUUGGUGCUUCUCUCCUUCCACACCCCUUGUCUGCUGUUGGAAAUCCAGUCUUUUUUAAAAAAUAAUUACUUUUCAGUUGUCAGUGCCUUGGUUUUUUGUUUUUUACAACUAUGAAAUCACUUUAAUACAAUUCUCCUUUUCAUCUUUUUCUACACUUUCGUACAAUUUCUAUAAAAAUACAGGAACCAUUUUGUCACUGUUGCAGUGGCCGAUUGUUUGUUUUCUAUGUUGUUAUAAGAUUAAAAAAAAAAAAAAAAAAUGUUUUUACCAACUUUAA